Molecule: messenger RNA, 675 nt
Organism: Podospora pseudocomata
Lineage: Eukaryota; Fungi; Ascomycota; Sordariomycetes; Sordariales; Podosporaceae
Exons: 1
Coding region: 1-675 (224 amino acids)
Cellular component (GO): U2-type spliceosomal complex; post-mRNA release spliceosomal complex
Source: RefSeq, a predicted model, not a curated record
AUGUCCUCCCACACCACCCUCGCAGCAGCAACCGACGACCGCAAAGCCCGGCUCGCAAAACUCAAAUCCCUAAAACGCAAACAACCCUCACCCUCCGCAUCAGACGAAGCCCCUUCCCCUUCCCGCUCCCAAUCCCCCCCAACAAAACAAGUCUCCCACCUCCACCUCUCCGGCCGCAACUACGACCCCGAAACCAAAGGCCCCAAACUCGGCUUCGAAGCCCCCCCCACCCUCUCCCUCGAGGCACCCACCCUCGAAGAACAAGCAGCAGACCUCCAAGACGAAGUAAACCGCCAAGCCGCCAUCGACGCAGCCCAGGCGGCAGAAAAGGGCAUCGACCUCUUCAAGCUCCAACCCAAAAAACCAAACUGGGAUCUGAAGAGAGAGUUGAACGCCAAGAUGGAGGUGCUGAAUGUGAGGACGGAUAAUGCCAUUGCGAGGAUGGUCAGAGAACGAUUAGCCGAAAAGAAGAAGGUUGCCGAGGAGAGUCACAGGGGAAGCAAGGAAAGUGAGGAUAAGGAGGCGGAUGGGAUGCUGGACGGGGCGGCGAUUGUGGAGGGGAUUAAACUACGUGAACGGGAGGAAGAGGAAGAGGCCAGGAGAGAAAAGGAGGCCGAGGAUGAGGAGUUGGGGUUGGCCCGACGGUUUGAUGAGCAAGACGAAAUUGUUGCUUGA